AUGGCCAUGGGGGGGCCGCGCUGGGGCUGGGGGUCCUGGGGUGGCGGUCCAGCCAGAGGAGCUCCGAGACUCUCUGAGCUCAGGCCCUGGCUGAGCGGAGGGACGCUCGCAGCCACAGGAGGUGGAGGUAGUACUCUGGGAGGAGGUGGGGCGGAGAAGGGAGGUAGGGGGAGAUGCUCACGCAGGGUCUGGGUUCUCCUCGGCUCCUUGGUCCUCGUCUUCCUCACAUCGCUAUUCUUCUCCGUCUCACUCCGUGGGGGUGUCGGACUCAACUACCUGGAGCCGCCCGGGUGGGAGGAGUCGAGGCGGGUGAAGCUAGUGCCCAGCUACGUGGGCGCACACAGGCUGUCAACACCCGACACCUCGCAGCAGAAGACGUGCGCUUGCUCGCACUGUGUCGGAGACCCCGGAGUUUCUGAUUGGUUCGAUGAGAACUACGACCCAGACAUCUUACCUGUGUGGACCCGAGACAACAUCCAGCUGCCUUCUGAUGUCUACUACUGGUGGGUGAUGCUACAGCCCCAGUUUAAACCUCACAGCAUCCAGCAGGUGUUGCUUAGGCUGUUCCAGGUGAUUCCGGGAAGGUCGCCGUAUGGCUCGUGGGAUCCGGGACGCUGCCUGCGCUGUGCCGUUGUGGGCAACUCCGGAAACCUCCGCGGAGCCGGAUAUGGGCCGACCAUUGACGGACACAACCACGUCAUGAGAAUAAACCUGGCCCCCACAGUAGGGUACGAAGAAGACGCCGGCAGCCACACCACACACCACUUCAUGUACCCGGAGAGUGCCAAGAACCUGGCAGCCAACGUCAGCUUCGUCCUGGUUCCCUUCAAAACGCUGGAUCUUGUCUGGAUCACCAGCGCUCUGUCUACAGGACAGAUCCGAUUUACUUACGCUCCAGUGAAGCAGUUCCUCCGUGUAGAUAAGGACAAGGUCCAGGUCUUUAACCCAGCUUUCUUUAAAUACAUCCACGACCGCUGGACCAGACACCAUGGGCGCUACCCCUCCACUGGCAUGCUAGUGCUGUUCUUUGCCCUACAUGUCUGUGACGAGGUGAAUGUGUUUGGCUUUGGAGCGGACAGCAGGGGGAACUGGCACCACUACUGGGAACAGAACCGCUAUUCCGGGGAGUUCAGGAAGACCGGCGUCCACGAUGCAGACUACGAAGCCCAGAUCAUUGAGCGGCUGGCCAACGCCGGCAAGAUCACUGUAUUCCCCGGGAAAUAACCAGCAAAUCAUCCUUUUUAUCUUAGUUUUCCAACAUUGGUAUGGCGACAGACACUAUAGAGUCUGCUUAGAACGAGUUAGACAUUUUAACCAAAAGCUUACUUGUUGCUGGUUCCAAACAAUGUUAUUACGUUCACUUUCCCUUAUGUCUGAGAGCCAGAAGGGGCCCUGAUGGUGAAGACUCUAAGUAACCCACUGGGAACAUAUAGAUCCAGAUAUAGUUGCUUGUCACAACUGGCUUAAGAGUUGGAGUUGAGCCUUACAUUCAACUCGUAUUAAAUAACAAGUGAACGUUGGACAGUAGGAAAACUCAUUGAAUCCCAACAAAAAGCCCCUCUGACUAUAUGGCACAGAGAGAGCGUACUGGAAACGCCACAGUAAUAGCACCAUCGGCAUUAUAGAGACUAUUGUUCUACACUUGGAAGUGUGUCAAAACGUACACCCUCUAAGCCCGCGGCUCUGUACCCUAGACCUGCUGACAAAACUGGCUACUGACCAUUUGAGACUCGAAGACUCACAUUUCCAUCUCUUACAGAACCCUGGGCCAUGACUUCAUGCAAGUUCUGCCUCACCAGACUGUGUUACAAGGACCCGGUCUGACUGUGACGGGCUGUAAAAAUGCUGGGUUAUAAGCCAAUGUGUGAUUGCUGUGGGUUAUAUCAAUUGUCCUCUAAACCAACUCCCUUUGGGUCCUCAACAGGCUUAGCAAGGCCUCGACAACGUGUAGCAGACUAACAGAAACAUAAUCAAGACUUUUGCCUUUUGACCAUUCUGACCCACACAGAUCACUGCAGCACUAGCAUGAGCCUGCUUACCCCACAGCCGAGCUUAAGACUGUAUUCCCACAGCCAGGGGGAGUUCUGGGAGGAGCCUUGGUUUGACUGCUCUAAUGAGGCCAAGAGUCCAUCUCCUGGGAUUUAAUGUUUGGAUGAAGGAGCGCUGGUUACCGGAGUUUCAUCCCCAUGUGGUCUGUCAGGGUCUAAUUUGGGAGAAUGGUUCUUCAUGCCACUGCUCUCUGAGGCAGCAUGAGGAGCACAUAGUUUUGCUCGAGAGAAAAGCUGUUGGUUUAUUGUUUCCGUGCAGCAGACUUCUACAAAAACUGUUUUCGGCUCGCCACUUUGGCUUCCUGACAGGACUGAGACAUCAGGGGAACCUCGCUCUGUUUCUUUGCCCUUACACAGACCCGACUUCUGUAUUCCAGUGGAGUUAAGAGAAUGUCAGGAGCAUUUCGCUUCAGAUUAAGGCCCAUAUUAUGGGUUGAAAGAAAAGCCCCACUGAGUCUCUCCAUUGACCACUAGCACUGGUUUUCGCUCAGCCAAUUAAAACUUCAGCUAUGUCUGGAGGGGGCGGAGCCACCAGACGCCUUAGACUUCAUUGCUGCAUCGAUUAAACUGCACUUCCUGUUUGAUUUCACAUUAAUGGCAUAUCCCCCUGCAAGCUGCAGACUUCAUUUCAGGUUUUGUACUAUUUGCUUUGACUUUGUGAUUUAUACUGUUGGCUCAGAUUUUGUUUUCUACGCAGGUGGCACAUUAAUGGCUUCUUCAUCAUUUGGUACUUUUCUCAAAUGAUGCCCAUUUACACAUUUAUAGCCUCCAUUGAUAGUUAUUUACAUCUUCAGCGAGGAGGCACAAACGAAUAGCAGACAUGCAAGCGCUGCUCAACAUUUUCAAAAGCGUCAUUGGCAAAAAAUAAAAUGUGAGCCACAGAGACAUGGAAAAAUAAAAAGUAUUUGGUGUGAUGUGAGACAUUUAUAAAAAAGCGUGACGUACUUGGGGUUCCCACACAGGUUUUGCGAGGUUCAUACUUUUGUUUCGUUUCUAUAUAGUCUUGCGCAAUUUGAAGAUAAACCAAAUAAAAAAAUGGCUGGAGAUGUACUCAAAGAAGUCCUUCCUUAUUGGUCAAAACAAAACUGAUCCAAAUAAAUGUCUCAUUUGGAAGUCAGUUCUCUAACACUCAAUUAAACGUUGUGUUUGGAUGGUAAACCAAAUGGAUUGUCAUCUUCUUGGAUUCUAAAUCAAUUCAAACAUUUGAAAGACCAGUUUUUUUAGACUUUUUUUAUUUUACAAAAUUAGAUGUGUGUUGCUACUGAUGGAUUCCAUUGUGUGGCAAGCACCAGGGUAUGUUUAAAUCCAACUAGAGCUUGGCUGGGGAAAGCCCAUCGUGUGACUCAUAAUGUGUAAUGAGCUAAAAAAAUUUUUUUUUUAAAAUGUACCACCUCCAAAAAUGUUUAGAAAGAAAGUUACAUGUUGGACUAUAAGCUGUGUAGGAACCCUGAGUGCCGCAGAUACUAAUUUAAUGUGAAAUAACAACUGUGUAUAUGAGAAAUUAGCACAUCCCUGGUUCAGAGGGAUUUGGAUUUAACCACAUGGCAUUAUAAAGCUCGUUCUUAUUGAUUAAGUGUUUUUACAUGUAGUUCAACCAUUGCUCCUGCUGAGGUUUGAGGUACACACACACACACACACACACACACACACACACACACACACACACACACACACACACACACACACACACACACACACACACACACACACACACACACACACACACACACACACACACACAGUGAGGAGGGUCGGGGGUUGUACUGCCCCCAGCAGACGAUGUGAAGAACUGUGCUUUCAAUAUUGAUAUCAGUUCUGUUUGGUGUUAACUUGUGUUAUCUUUGGAGGAUAUUGUGUAACCUCAUGUGACCCUUAUGUGUUGUACUUUCUUUGCGUUUGAUGGUUUUAUCCUACUUUGCACAUAACUAGUCUUUAGCAUUGAGCUGAGCUCACUUAUAGAGUCCUUGGGGCAGAAUCUGAACAUUUUGUUUGUAUUUUCUCUUUCUGUUUCACACACACACACACACACACACACACACACACACACACACACACACACACACACACACACACACACACACACACACACACACACACACACACACACACACACACACACACACACACACACACACACACACAUUACUGCUUUUGUGCCUUGUCCUGCUGCUAGACUUUUCUGCUCCAUCUUUGCAUGUUUUUAGUCACACACAGUCCCAUGUCUUUUGGAUGAGAGCUGUGCCUUCUGAGCUGCACACACACACACCCACACACACAAACACACACACCCACACACACACACACACACACACACACACACACACGCGCGCACACACACACACACACACCGCCUUCGGCUUGGGGUACAGGCGCCUACCACUCUUCACUUCUCAUACUGCUUUUUGCACUGACAUUGUAGGCCUGCUCCAACGAUGGCUGCAGACCAUGUAAACUGGUGAUGCAGCAUGACUCAUAUUAGGGCAUUUGCUACUUUUCUUUAAAACAUGAAGUGUAUACACUUUGGCGGCAUAUCUAGAUAAAAGGUAGGGAAGAAGUACUGGGAAGAUGCUAGACAUAAAGUGUGUCAACAUUUGCAGUGACCUGUCUUAUCUCUGUCUGUUUUGAACUACUGAUGGUAAAAAUGAUUAAAAGUUUGGACGUAUCAGUGUA
Messenger RNA from Eleginops maclovinus (Patagonian blennie), 4718 nucleotides. RefSeq names its product ST3 beta-galactoside alpha-2,3-sialyltransferase 2 (gene st3gal2). Gene Ontology annotation, cellular component: membrane. The transcript has 8 exons. The coding region runs from base 1 to 1224 and encodes 407 amino acids. Gene Ontology annotation, molecular function: beta-galactoside (CMP) alpha-2,3-sialyltransferase activity. NCBI's taxonomy places the organism in Eukaryota, Metazoa, Chordata, Actinopteri, Perciformes, Eleginopidae. The record is from RefSeq and is a predicted model, not a curated record. Gene Ontology annotation, biological process: sialylation.